Molecule: messenger RNA, 2856 nt
Organism: Oncorhynchus tshawytscha (Chinook salmon)
Lineage: Eukaryota; Metazoa; Chordata; Actinopteri; Salmoniformes; Salmonidae
Gene: cdk16
Product: cyclin-dependent kinase 16
Exons: 18
Coding region: 513-2099 (528 amino acids)
Biological process (GO): neuron projection development; protein phosphorylation; exocytosis
Cellular component (GO): synaptic vesicle; cytoplasm; nucleus
Molecular function (GO): protein kinase activity; ATP binding
Source: RefSeq, a predicted model, not a curated record
GUAAUAUGAGGAAUUUAUAUACAUUUUGAAUAGCUUCCAUUGAUAGAGACUUAGUUAAAAAUACCCAGACAUAACGGAAAUAAUAAAAACACUGUGGAAUGUCACACGACCUGACUUGGGGCUGGUAAGCGAAUGCGUAAUUAACGGAUCUCCACCUCUCCAAUCAGCCGGAGUGAGUGACUCCAGAAUCUAUUCGCAGCUGCUCUACUACCCUCCGCAUUUGGAACUGAACAGCUGCUAAAACGUUUGAACAAUUUUUCAGAAUGCGCACAGGGCAUGCUGUCAGACAGGGGCGAACCGGUGCUGUAUCUCAACCAGCAGAAUAAUGGCUGAGGACUAUUGGGAGAGCACACUGGCUUUGGGAUAUUUUUGCUAAGAUUACAAGGGCAUACGGGAUCUCGCGUCCUCGGAGAGCUUGAACUGUGGCUACCCCUCCGCCCUCUGCGUCUCGGCCCCCGCCCUCCACGUCUCGCCCCCCACCCUCCGCAUCCCGCCCCCCGCUGCCCCCUCUGAUGGACCGCAUGAGGAAGAUCAAGCGGCAGCUGUCCCUCACCCUGAGGGGGGGCAACAGUGGGGAUAAGACCAGUGAGACCAUCAGCCCUCAGGACACAGCGCACAGUCACAGUGACUCCGAGACCAUGUCAGUGCGGGGCAGUGGCACUGGCAGUUUGCGGGGUUCAGUGCGAGGCAGUGGUGGUGGAGGCUCGUUCAGCAUGCACUCCCUGCUCCAGUCGUACGGCUCCGCCCUGCGCCGACCACACAGCCUGGGCCGCAGCCUCAGCUCCUAUCUCAACCACACCACACGCCUGGAGAUAGUUCAUGAAGAUGUGAAGAUCGGCUCUGAUGGGGAGAGUGACCAGGUCUCGGCCACCUCUUCUGAUGAAGUACACAGUCCUGUCAGGGUCCGCCUCAGGAACAACUCUGUACGCAAGAUAUCCACCGAGGAUAUAAACAAGCGGUUGUCCUUGCCUGCGGACAUCCGUCUCCCAGAUGGCUACCUGGAGAAGUUCUGUCUGAACAGUCCUCUUUUUGACAAACCUCUGAGCCGGAGGCUAAGGAGAGUCUCCCUGUCCGAGAUUGGCUUUGGGAAGCUGGAGACCUAUGUGAAGCUGGAUAAGCUAGGAGAGGGAACCUAUGCCACGGUAUACAAAGGACGCAGCAAGCUGACUGACAACCUGGUGGCUCUGAAAGAGAUCCGAUUGGAGCAUGAGGAGGGGGCUCCCUGCACUGCCAUCAGAGAAGUGUCUCUGCUGAAGGAUCUGAAACACGCGAACAUAGUGACCCUCCAUGACAUCAUCCACACGCAGAAGUCUCUCACGUUGGUGUUUGAGUACCUGGAUAAAGACCUUAAGCAGUAUCUGGAGGAUUGUGGCAACUCUAUCCACAUGCACAAUGUGAAGCUCUUCCUGUUCCAGCUGCUGCGCGGCCUCAACUACUGCCACCGCCGCAAAGUCCUCCACAGAGACCUCAAACCCCAGAACCUGCUCAUCAACGACCGCGGAGAGCUCAAACUGGCUGACUUUGGCCUGGCCCGGGCUAAGUCCAUUCCCACCAAGACAUACUCCAACGAGGUGGUGACGCUAUGGUACCGUCCCCCAGACAUCCUCCUAGGAAGCACUGACUACUCAACGCAGAUAGAUAUGUGGGGAGUGGGUUGUAUCUUCUAUGAGAUGUCUACAGGCCGCCCCCUGUUUCCUGGUUCUACAGUGGAGGAGGAGCUGCACUUCAUCUUUAAACUGCUAGGUACACCCAAUGAGACAUCCUGGCCUGGAAUCACCUCCAAUGAGGAAUUCAUCUCAUACAACUACCCCCGGUACAGAGCCGACUGUCUACGGAAUCACACACCAAGACUGGACAAUGAAGGAGUGGAACUGCUGUCCAAACUGCUGCAGUUUGAGGGAAAGAAGCGCAUCUCAGCAGAGGAGGCCAUGAGGCAUCUAUACUUCCACAGUCUGGGAGACCGAGUCAUCACACUGCCUGACACUACAUCAAUAUUUUCACUUCAAGACAUUCAGCUGGAGAAGGAGCCCGGCUGUAGAAGCAGCUCCUUGUCUGACUCAGUGAACAGCAUAUCUCGACGACAGAGCCUGCUUUUCUGAGUGGAGUGAGAGAGAGACGGACGAACGAGAGGACGGGAAGCUGAGACAUUUCCGUGUGCGAUGAAGGGAUACACAUUCAUCAUCUUUAUACCUUUUGAAUUGUCAUUGUUGGUCCAUUUAGUGUUGAGAGAGGUUCACUAGCUGUUUACAUGUAAGAUGAGGCUGAGGAGGAUACCUGUUUUUCUUCUGUGUUUGCUCUCAAUAUGCACUCUCUCCUCUAUAUAGAACAGUUUACUGUCACAGACACACUUUUACCAUCACGUAUACUGUAAAUGCUGACAGGCAAAGAAAGCCUUACCAUUUUUCCUUGUAUAGCUAACUACUGUGAUCUUUAGUUUACAGGCUGACAUAAUUGCAGCCCUGUAUAAUUAAAUUUAGACAUGUCAGGACAUUCUUUGAAUGCAAUAAUCAUCACCCGUACAUUUUAAUGGAUUUGGACCAAAGUUUUCGACUCACUUAAAUUAUGCACAAUGCUAUUGUAAUACCCCUAGCUAGAACCUUUCUAAGUUUUAUUGUAUAAUACCACAAUGAAGGAAUAAUUUGAAAAAUGACAAGGCUUGAAUAAGUGAUAAGUUGAUUAGAGUUGUCUUCUAAUUGAGGGGGGAAUAAUAAUACGGUGAGGCUGUAGUGUCUCACCUUGGUCUUCCACACUCCCAUUUCCACCACAGCAAGGUAUUACAGUCUAUCCCUCCCAUUUCCAUCAAUCCAAGGUAUUACAGUCUAUCCCUCCCAUUUCCACCACAGCAAGGUAUUACAG